Messenger RNA from Lynx canadensis (Canada lynx), 1594 nucleotides. RefSeq names its product hyaluronan synthase 1 (gene HAS1). The transcript is spliced from 3 exons. NCBI's taxonomy places the organism in Eukaryota, Metazoa, Chordata, Mammalia, Carnivora, Felidae. Gene Ontology annotation, molecular function: hyaluronan synthase activity. Bases 2 to 1297 code for a protein of 431 amino acids. The record is from RefSeq and is a predicted model, not a curated record. Gene Ontology annotation, biological process: extracellular matrix assembly; hyaluronan biosynthetic process.
CAUGAGAGUUGUGUCCCAUCACUUUUGCCAUAUUCUGUGGGUUAGAAGCAAAUUACAGGUCUCACCCACACACCAGAGGAGGGUGUUAUACAGGGGAAUGGGUCUCGGGGAGGAGGUCAUCUUAAAAUGUGAUCAGGCGUUGGAAAUAAUGACAAAAUUCAAACGUAUGUUCAGAUUGGCUGUAGAACGUCCCAGCAGCUCCCCACCCGUGGGUGUCCUCCCCUCAGGAUCUGCCCUGAUCCCAGCCCCUUCCGCUCCACAGGUUUGUGACUCGGACACGAGGCUGGACCCCAUGGCACUCCUGGAGCUGGUGCGGGUGCUGGACGAGGACCCCCGGGUGGGGGCUGUUGGGGGGGACGUGCGGAUCCUUAACCCCCUGGACUCCUGGGUCAGCUUCUUGAGCAGCCUGCGGUACUGGGUGGCCUUCAAUGUGGAGCGGGCUUGUCAGAGCUACUUCCACUGUGUGUCCUGCAUCAGUGGUCCCCUAGGCCUGUACAGGAACCACCUCCUGCAGCAGUUCCUUGAGGCCUGGUACAACCAGAAGUUCCUGGGCACCCACUGCACCUUUGGGGAUGACCGGCACCUCACCAACCGCAUGCUCAGCAUGGGUUAUGCCACCAAGUAUACAUCCCGGUCCCGCUGCUACUCCGAGACACCCUCUUCCUUCCUGCGCUGGCUGAGCCAGCAGACGCGCUGGUCCAAGUCGUACUUCCGCGAGUGGCUGUACAACGCGCUCUGGUGGCACCGGCACCACGCCUGGAUGACGUACGAGGCGGUGGUGUCGGGCCUCUUCCCCUUCUUCGUGGCGGCCACCGUGCUGCGGCUCUUCUACGCCGGCCGCCCGUGGGCGCUGCUCUGGGUGCUGCUGUGCGUGCAGGGCGUGGCGCUGGCCAAGGCGGCCUUCGCGGCCUGGCUGCGCGGCUGCCCGCGCAUGGUGCUGCUCUCGCUCUACGCGCCGCUCUACAUGUGCGGCCUCCUGCCCGCCAAGUUCCUGGCGCUGGCCACCAUGAACCAGAGCGGCUGGGGCACCUCCGGCCGCCGGAAGCUGGCCGCCAACUACGUGCCCCUGCUGCCGCUGGCGCUCUGGGCGUUGCUGCUGCUGGGGGGCCUGGUCCGCAGCGUGGUGCAGGAGGCCAGGGCCGACUGGGGCGGCCCCUCGCGGGCCGCCGAGGCCCGGCACCUGGCCGCAGGGGCCGGCGCCUACGUGGGGUACUGGGUGGUGAUGCUGACGCUCUACUGGGUGGGCGUGCGGAGGCUCUGCCGGCGGCGGGCGGGCGGCUACCGCGUGCAGGUGUGAGUCCCGGCGCGCGGGGGCCCCGGGAGCCACGGACUUGCCGGCCUCGGGUUCUGUGGGCCUCGCUUGCCCUCCUCCGUGAAGCGAGGGGGUCGACCCGAGACUCUUCAGCCUGGACUAUUUGGGGGCUGGGACUUGGGGUCUUUGGGCAGGGGUAUUUAUUGAUCAGGGUGUGGAUUCUUAGGGGCAGGGGGAGACGGGUCCCCGUAUGCUGUCCUGGGGUCUGCUUUCUCCCUGUUCGUAUUUAAUAUCCAUUUGUACUGUGUGAUUAGGACAUAAUAAAGAAUUUUAUUUAUUUUC